Messenger RNA from Micropterus salmoides (largemouth bass), 4215 nucleotides. It is a transcript of the gene rrbp1a, whose product is annotated as ribosome binding protein 1a. The transcript is spliced from 27 exons. The coding region runs from base 219 to 3797 and encodes 1192 amino acids. NCBI's taxonomy places the organism in Eukaryota, Metazoa, Chordata, Actinopteri, Centrarchiformes, Centrarchidae. The record is from RefSeq and is a predicted model, not a curated record. Gene Ontology annotation, biological process: protein transport. Gene Ontology annotation, cellular component: endoplasmic reticulum membrane.
CUCGAAGUGCCACGACUUCACAGCGGACCACGGAUUCUCCAGCGGAGUGAGGGGGAGAGCACUGGGAAAAAAAGCUAGUAAGCUAGGUAGCUGGACAAAAAGGUAGUUCUGGAAAGAAGUCACUUCAUCUACAACUCAAAGCGUUUUGCCCUGUCUCCGUUCCCUUUGAAGCAAGCAGACGUAGCUACAUCUCCAGUGAGGUUAACUGAAAUUGAACGAUGGAUAUCUACGACCCCCAGACCCUUGGGAUAAUGGUGUUUGGUGGAUUCAUGGUGAUCUCUGCUGUCGGGAUUGCUCUUGUCUCCACCUUCUCCAUGAAGGAGACCUCUUAUGAGGAGGCCCUGGCUAAACAACGACGAGAGUUGGGUAAUAUACAGUCUGCUCGCUCUGAGAAAAAGAAGAAGGACAAAGUAUCAGAGAAGAAGAGCCGUGGAAAGAAGAAGGAAGAAAAGCCCAAUGGAAAGAUCCCAGAGCCUGAAAAAAUUCCAGAGGAAGCUGAAGCUGAUGACACAGUCACUGAGCCUGUUGCUGCCCCAGUUGUGGCUGCUGCUCCUGCCCCAGAGGCUGUUCCUGCUUUUGAGGUGAAACCAACUGCAGCACCAGCAGACACCCAGCUUAGGACUGCUGCUGAACCAAGCCCUGCUCUUGCUGAGCCCUCACCUGCUCCCUCACCUAAAGAGAAAAAGAAGAAAAAGGUGGCUAAGGUCGAGCCAGCCUCUACCCAAUCAGCUCCACCCGUGUCUGACCCUGCACCAAUCAAGUCCUCUGCAGUCCCUGCAUCAACCCAGGCCCCUGUAUCUGCAUCUGCCCCAGCCAAGACUACCACUGCCUCAGCCAAGCCGGCCCCUGCCCUGGCCUCAGUUAAGCCGGCCCCUGCCCUGGCCUCAGCCAAGCCAGGCCCUACCCCGGCCUCAGCCAAGCCGGCCCCUGCCCCGGCCUCAGCCAAGUCGGCCCCUGCCCCGGCCUCAGCCAAGUCGGCCCCUGCCCCGGCCUCAGCCAAGCCGGCCCCUGCCCCGGCCUCAGCCAAGCCGGCCCCUGCCCCGGCCUCAGCCAAGCCGGCCCCUGCCCCGGCCUCAGCCAAGCCGGCCCCUGCCCCGGCCUCAGCCAAGCCGGCCCCUGCCCCGGCCUCAGCCAAGUCGGCCCCUGCCCCGGCCUCAGCCAAGUCGGCCCCUGCCCCGGCCUCAGCCAAGUCGGCCCCUCCGUUAGCCAAACCUGCUAAGUCCACUGCAGCGCCAGCCAAGUCUUCACCAGCUCCUUCCAAGACUGCCCCAGUGCUGGAGGCCAUCACUAAGGACGUUCCAGUGAUGGCAGUGCCCCCAGUGGGAUCUCAGCAGGCUCCUGCUGUUGCAGGAAAAGCACAGGAGCCUAAGAAGAAGGCCUCCAAGAAAAAGACUGAGCCUGUUUUAGCUGUGGAUUCUGCAGAUGCUCCGCUCUACCUGCCCUACAAGGCUCUGGUGUCCACCAUCAGUAGCAUGGUGUUCAGUGAGGGAGAGGCUCAUAGGCUCAUCGAGAUCCUGUCUGAGAAAGCUGGAAUCAUUCAAGACACCUGGCACAUGGCCACUCAAAAAGGAGACCCAGUGGCCAUACUGAAGAAACAGCUGGAGGAGAGGGAGAAACAGCUGGCAGCAGAACAAGAGGACGCUUCUGCGGCGAAGAACCGUCUAAGAGAACUCACCAAGGAGCUGUCGGCUGAAAAGUCCAAGGUGGCCAGUGUGGAGACCCGGCUGAGUUCCCAGCUGAGUAAGAGGGAGCAAGAAAUGAUUGCUCUGCAAGCUCGCAUGCAGGCCAGUUACCAGGACCAUGUAGCCCAGAUCCAGGGGCUCAAUGCAAAGAUCCUCAGCCUGCAGGACCAGCUGGAAAAAGGCCCCAGUGCCCAGCUGGCCUGUCUGCAGCAGGAGAACUCCAUUCUCCGUGAUGCCCUCAACCAAGCCACUAGUCAGGCUGAGAGCAAACAAAAUGCGGAGUUGGCCAAAGUGCGUCAGGAAUGCGCAAAGUUAACCAAGGAGCUUGGAGAGAAGACUGAAAGUCUGCUUGCUGAUGAACACAUCAGGAAAGGGCUGGAGGCCAAGAUCUCCGCUACUGAGAAGCAGCUCUCCCUGCUGCAGGCCAGCCAUGGGGAGAGCGAGCAGGCUUUACAGAGGAGAUUGGAGGAGGUGUGCGAGGAGCUAAGAACAGCACAGAGUAGAAACAGCAGCCUUCAGGCCACUUUGGACAAUGCCCAGAAGGACAGCAGCGCACUCUCAGAGUUUCAGGUGCGUAUUGGGAGUUUGGAGGCGGAAAUCAGCGAGCGCUGUACUCAGGUGGAUGCCCUCACCGCCCAGCUGGAGGAGACACGGGCAGAGAAAAGCCAGCUUGUACAGCAAGUGGCCUCCAUUAACUUACUGCUUGAGGCCAAUCAGACCAAAAAGGAGGAGGAUAACAAUCAGGUGAACGCUGCAGAAGUGGAACAGCUAAAGCUCAGCCUUCAGGAGAGAGACAACCAGUUGAACACACUUCACGAUGAACUGAAGAAACUGCAGAUGAAGCUCGAAGCUGCUGAGAACACUGUUGUUGAGCUAGAGCAAAGAAAUAAGAGUGAGGAUGCCAGUCAUAUCACGUCACUUCAGGAUGAACUUAAAAAACUCAAAGAAGAACUGGUGCAACUUAACAGCACACCGCAGACAGACAGCUCUGCGGAGCUCGGACUACUACAGAACAGCCUGACAGAGAAGGAUGCCCUUGUCACAUCACUACAAGAAGAGCUGAAAGAAGUGAGAGAAAAGACGGCCAAUGAUGCACAGAACAUUAUGGCAGAACUGACAGCUUUUCAAACUGGCACCAAAGAAACGCUACAGACACUCUUCCCACAGAUACCCAUAGAGACCGAGCAGUCCAACUGGUUACAAGUAUUUACACAGAAAGCUCAGGAGGCUCUCAGCCAGCAAAGCCAGGAGUCUCAGUCAAGCACAGCAUUGUCUGAGUUGCUCGAGAAACUGAAGGAGGCCGAGGAGAGCCAUGGCUCACUGCAGGCUGAAUGUGAACAGUACAGAACAGUCCUGGCAGAAACGGAAGGAAUGCUGAAACAUCUGCAGAAAAGUGUGGAGGAAGAAGAGCUGGUAUGGAAUUCCAAGAUGGCUAACUCAGAGGAACAGCUUAGGGAGGCUUUGGAGAAGGCCAACAAGCUGGAGGCAGAAAACCAAAGUGUAGAACAGUUGAAGGAGCAGAUGAUGCUUCUGGAAGCCCAACUGGAGAAGCAGUCAGAUAACCAGGGGAUCUCAGAGGAGAUGGAGAAGCUGAAGCUGCAGCUGUCAGAGUGUCAGAGCCAGCUGGAUGUGGCCCAGAAGGAGGCCCAGGCAUACAAGGAGGAGCUUGCACAGGUCAGAGAGCAGCUGGGCGAGAUCACGAUGGGGGUUCAGCGAGAACAGAAUGGCCCAGCUGAGGCUCAACCCAGUCAGGUCCAGAACGAGUUGAGUCACACAACUGAGAAGCUGCACGAGGAGGUGGCUCAGAGACAGCAGCUCUUGGAAGAGUGCGAGCAGGCACAGAAGACUAUUUCAGAACUUCAGUCUCAGCUGGAUCUUCUGAAGGUUUCUGCAGAGUCACCACAAAAUGAAGAUGAUGUUGCUCAGCUCAAGGAGCGCCUGGAGAAGGAGAAGAAGUUGUCCAAAGACCUGGGGCAUGCAGCCACCAAGCUCCAGCAGCUUCUUAAAGCCACUCAGGAGCAGCUGACCAAAGAGAGAGACACAGUGAGAGCACUACAGGAGCACCUGGAAGGCAAGGGAGAAUACGUGGAGCUGAAGGAAGGAACAUCCGUCUGAUAGGGAGUUCACUGCAGACACUACAAAAAACUGCCAAAUAUGCCUUAUGAUUACCAUAGUUAUGCAUUCCAAAUCUAUUUCUUUCUUGUACUGUAGUUGAUUGAAUUUGUUGCAACUACAAUCUUUAUUGAAACCCAUAUUCCAUAAACAAUUCUGGCUAUGUCAGAAGUUAUUUAUCCCCCUGCCUUAUAUUCCAAACAUCUCCCCAUAGUUCAGUGUUAAAAAGGGAAACCGAUUGUACGUCAGAUGUACAUCAACCUGUGCAAUUACUUUGUAUGUCUUUUCUAUGUGGUUGAAUGAUGGGAACAUUUUAUGGUUCAGUACCUUUUGGGGCCUGCUUCCCUCUGUAGAUGGCUGCCAAUAACACACAUCGAAUUUGUAUGAAUGAAUAAACUACGGUGUAGCUCUAUGUAAUUAC